GAAAAAGAUAAGCCUUGACAAGCUUGGCAUCAGCCGGUCUGUGAUGGUCCAUGAUCCUAAGAAAUAAAAAACAUAAUUCGUGGUGUCUUUUUUGUUAUUCCGGUCUUUUCAAAUUCAGCUUUAAGAACCAGAACGGCACCGAGGUGCUGUAACUCUAUACGGCCUUGGUGCUGUAAGGCAGAUUUUGUUGUUGGGAUCGCUUGUUUUCUGUUUAUUUAAAAGUCUUCCACUUGGUGCUGACUGCUGCUGACAAUGGCAGGCCAACAGUACUGUCUAAGAUGGAACGACUUCCAAUCCAACAUGGUCUCUUCUUUCAAACAUCUGCGCAGCGAGAAGAACUUCCUGGAUGUGACGCUCGCCUGCGAGGGUCAGACAUGCAAGGCACACAAAAUGGUCCUCUCUGCCUGCUCACCCUACUUCAAAACGCUUCUAGAGGAGAACCCGUCCAAGCACCCGAUCAUCAUUCUGAAGGACGUGCCAUUCAGCCACCUGCAGGCCAUCCUCGAGUUCAUGUACGCCGGCGAGGUGAACGUCGGCCAGGACCAGCUGCCCGACCUGCUGAAAACCGCCGAAAAACUCAAGGUCAAGGGACUCAUUGAUGUCAACAAGAUGUGAGGCGUCUCCGUCGCGUAGAGCGGGUGGUUCGGGGGGGGGGGGGGGGCAGGCUAUUCUGGGGGGACUGGGGGACUGACUAGGUGAUCUUUGUGGCGCGGAUGGCCGUGCAGCCCUCGCUCUCGUGGGUAGCUGGUUAGGCCGGUGUGGGGUAGAAGUCUCCAGCGGGGUCUGUUGACACUGCGGACGAUCACCAGCUCAGGUCUUGCAGUUUGUGUGAGAUGCGGCAAAAGCCAUCGCGUCGCGGUAGAUCUGGCGAGGGCCUUUGGACAUACGCUGGAUAGUGGAUAUGACCUUAGAACCAGUGUGCUUACUCGUGGGCUAUGGCCAAAAGCCAGCCGGGUGACUGGUGACGGCCAAACGGCCCGCCUACCUGCCGGUCGGGGGGGGGGGGACGGGAAACGCUGUCUGCCGGGUGGAUUGCACGCCCCCGAGUGCGGUGGGCAGGCAGCCGGCCACGCCCUCGCUCAGAGCGGGCGUGCGGCCCUGCUGGGUGGGUAGCCGUUCUAACCGGGCGGCUCUGGAGGAUACCGCCCGUACCCGGGCCUCGGACGCUCUGAGCGCGCGCGGCCGAGGCGCUGACGGGGGGGGGGGGGGGUAUUGAGCGGGUUGCCAGCCGACGGACAUGCUAUUGUGUCAGCGGUGUGCGAUUGUUGAUGUCCAUUUCAAUCGUGCCUCGCGCUAUUUUUGUCAUCAUGAAUCCGAUGGAAUUUGUUCUUUAGUUUUCAUAGAUGGAUUUUCUCUGCUGAUGACAUGUCUCACAACUGACGUUUGUUGACGAGGUGAUAUGAAUACAUGUCAACAUUUGUUCUCUCGUUUCCUAGGAAAUUUUCUUUUGUGCUCUCAUCGCGUUGACAAGUGUGCAGCUCAUGUUGAUGAUAUACAUAAUAGAUGGAGAUGGAAUGG
Messenger RNA from Amphibalanus amphitrite, 1518 nucleotides. Its product is annotated as longitudinals lacking protein-like. Gene Ontology annotation, biological process: regulation of transcription by RNA polymerase II. NCBI's taxonomy places the organism in Eukaryota, Metazoa, Arthropoda, Thecostraca, Balanomorpha, Balanidae. The transcript has 3 exons. The coding region runs from base 253 to 615 and encodes 120 amino acids. The record is from RefSeq and is a predicted model, not a curated record. Gene Ontology annotation, molecular function: protein binding. Gene Ontology annotation, cellular component: nucleus.